UAAAACACGUGCUUAAUUAGCUUGUUUACUUAUUAAGUUUGGGCUUUUGAGCUACGUGGUGGCUGGCGCUCAGCUCACGCGCACUCCUUCAAAAGAAGAGUUACCUCUCUAACCAUGGUCAAUCUCUAACCUGUCGAUCACACGUGUCCGGUUUUCACUUAGCCGCUGCAUGCACUUUGUCUCCGGGAGUGAUUGCUAAAAGUUUCUUUUCCGUAACCCAACAACUCUACAUAGACCCAAUACUUUCUUAUAUGUAGAUUAUAGAAUCCUCUUCAUACUUCAGCAUCCAGUACUGCCACUCGGUCUCUCGUAAGCCUUUCCUUUCCGGAUCGUUAUAGUCAUUGUUUCGAUCUUUUCUCUCUCUGAUUUUAGCUACAUUUCCUUGAUAAUUCUUCAAGAUGCUAGGAAAAGCUAACUCUGUUGAAAGCUCACCAACCAGUACUCUAUCAAACACUAGGACAAAGCUGGGUGCAUGGCCGAGUUUGCACCCUCCUUUCGUAUGCCCACUCUGCUCCAAAACAUUUCCGACCUCACAGGCUCUAGGAGGCCACCAGAACGCGCAUCGGAAAGAACGCAACAAGGGACGGAGGUUUUUUGUCGAGAAAAGCCGAGCUACAAUGAAAGAGAUCAAUAUUCUGACACCCGCACCUCUAACAGCGGUACCGCCCAAUGAUGAUCGGAACUUUGAACAUUUAGCCCUGUCUAUGACUAAACAAUAUGGGGCGAACCAUGGUCAUGUAAAUUAUUAUCAUUCGGAAUCAAGGGUAGGGUAUGGAUCAAUUACUAAGAAUGCUGCACAAGGGAUAAAGCUUGCAGGGCUUGAAUAUGGUCCUUCUGGGUCUGAACGCGUGGGUGGAUGCAAGAUUAACCUAGGCAGGGCUGCUUAUAGGAAAGAUAAGCAUCAUCCUUAUCAUGUGAAGCCUAAAACACUUUCCUUUCUUGAGCUGACUCUGGGGAGAAGGGCUGUUGAAGUGUCAACUAUGGCAACUGGUGCAGGUGAAAAUGAUAAGGGAUUUUAUGGAGGCGAGCAUGGCGCCGAGGUCACGAAUUACAAGGCAAAGCUGGAUUUAACUCUAAGGCUCUAACAUGAUGAAUAAUAGUUCUCAACUCUCCUAUAGGCUAUAAAUACAUAAAAUAUAUGAGCAUUAGAUAUAGAUCAGUGCGAAUAUGUAAACUAGCUAGAAUUAGUGUCUGCGCGUGUGUGUAGGACAAAACUAGCUUUAUCUUCCCCCUGCGCGCCCUUUCCUGUUUUAUCAUUCCUAUGCUAGCGGCUGAAAGAUGCUACGAGGCAUUAAUUUUCCAAAUCAUAUGAGUAUAUAUGUAAAGGUAAGACAACAUGGGAUGUGUAAUCUAAUGCUCAAUUGGUUUUGUUAGUUGCUCUUUCGUUGUGUUUUCCCCGGCCCCCUUCAGACUGUUAGCAGGAAGGCCGAUCGAAUUUGAUCA
Messenger RNA from Juglans regia (Persian walnut), 1443 nucleotides. Its product is annotated as zinc finger protein 6-like. NCBI's taxonomy places the organism in Eukaryota, Viridiplantae, Streptophyta, Magnoliopsida, Fagales, Juglandaceae. The transcript is spliced from 2 exons. Gene Ontology annotation, biological process: gibberellic acid mediated signaling pathway; cytokinin-activated signaling pathway; trichome differentiation. Gene Ontology annotation, molecular function: DNA-binding transcription factor activity; transcription cis-regulatory region binding. The coding region runs from base 399 to 1085 and encodes 228 amino acids. The record is from RefSeq and is a predicted model, not a curated record. Gene Ontology annotation, cellular component: nucleus.